AUGGGUGGCCUGCACUGGCGGAAGAAGGGCGGCGGAAAGGACGCGGGCGGGUCAAGCGCGCGCAAGCAGGUGGUGCUGACAGCGGCGCAACUGACGGAGCUGGAGAGCUACAUUCAGGACAUGGAAGCGAAGUGCGCGCAGUUCCAGGUGGGUGCGCGAGAAUUCGUGGGUGUUCUCGCACUGAAUCCCUCACUUGAGUUGUCCAUGGUUCUGGCGGCGGCGCAAGUGACGGAGCUACAUGCAGGCACAGUUUCAGGCGCCUCAAGCGCCCAUCAUCCGCCUCCACACAACCCCCCUCCCCUUCUCCCCGCCUCCCCUUCCCCCCAGGCGGUGGUGGCGCAGAAGGCAGCAGCGGAGGCGGCAAUGAGGGGGCAGCUGGAGGGGCUGGCAAGUUGUGAAGACUCAUCUCCUCUGUCUCUCCCAUUCCUUCUUCCCCGUAUCUCCCUCUCCCCUUCUCAGGCGGUGGUGGCGCAGAAGGCAGCAGCGGAGGCGGCAACGAGGGGGCAGCUUGAGGGGCUGGCGGGUGCAGCGGAGGCGGCAAUGAGGGGGCAACUGGAGGGGCUGGCGGCGGGGGUGGAGGUGGAACGAGCCGCUCGGGAAUCGGCUCUCGAUGCUCUGAUGACGGACUUCGAGAGCAGAGUGUCUGCUCGCCUCCCACCACUCUCGUCUGCCCGCUCGCCCCUCGCCACCAUCACCUCCUCUGCUACAGCCGCCCCCACCGAACCAGACUCCAUAUCUACCCCUUCAACACUCGCUCCUCCUCACCACACUCCCAUACUCCCUCCCUCCUCUCUCCCCUCCUCCUCCAUCUCCUCUCACCGCUCAUCCCUCCCCUCCUCGCUCUCCUCCUCCCUCACCACCUUUGUCAGCAGCAGCAGUGAGAUAGAGGCCUUGGCCCAACGGGCCAGAGCUGCUGCUCUUGCUGCUGCUACCGCUGCUGCUGGCAGGGGUGCUACUGGCACAUUCGCGGGUGCUGGCGGUGCUGCUGGUGCUGGUGUUCCUGGGGGUGCAGAUUUCGCUGCUCUGCCAGGUGUCACUGCUGGUGGUGGCGGUGAUUUCCCGGGAAUGGCAGAGUCAGGAGGCAUGAUGGCUUACCCAGGAGGCCCGCACACUUCCCUCAUCCCCACCAGCAGCACGGGUGCGAGCAGUGCAGUGACGGAGAGGAGCGACGGUGGGGGUGGGGGGUGGAGCCUGGGUCUGGGGCUGCGGUGGAGUGGAGGCAGGGUGCAGCGGCGGCAGCGAUUCGUGGUGGACACAGCCUGGCUGGAAGGGAUCAGACGGGACUACAUGGAGCUGCAGCGGCAGCUGGCAGAGGAGCAGCAGAAGAACCUGGUGGUGCAGCAGCUGGCAGCAGAAAAGGCAUGGAUGGAGGCAGCGCUGAUGAGGUUCCUGCAGAUGAAGCGGCAGCACGAGGAGGAGGUGGCCCAGCUCAUGGCCAAGGUGGCUCGGCUGGAGCAAGCAGUUGCCAGCUCUAGCCCCUCUGUGCCCGCUGCUAUUGCAGAGAGAACAAGCUGA
Messenger RNA from Closterium sp. Yama58-4, 1515 nucleotides. NCBI's taxonomy places the organism in Eukaryota, Viridiplantae, Streptophyta, Zygnematophyceae, Desmidiales, Closteriaceae. The record is from the annotation of a GenBank genome assembly.